ACUGUAUUGUCGUCGGUUGGUCCCAUUUAAUCAACAAUACGGCACCGUGUUCGAUCCCCUCGCAAACCCUAGGUCAAUGCGAAGAUCUCGGAGUUGCUCUGCUUAAAAUCCAGUGAUUACAGUUGUUGAAAUCAAGAGACGAGCUAAAGCUCUUCGUCAUUUCUGAACGAGGUAUAUACUAAUAGGUGUGUGCACACGAUGUCUUCGGCUCAAGAUCCUUUUUACAUUGUGAAGGAGGAGAUUCAGGAAUCUAUUGAAAAGCUGUUAUCUACAUUCCAUCAAUGGGAGCGCACUCCUCCAAGUAGUGGAGAUCGCCUACAUCUUUCAAGAGAGCUUAUUACAACAUGUGAUAGCAUUGACUGGCAGGUAGAUGAACUAAACAAAACUAUUGCUGUUGCCGCAAGAGAUCCUUCUUGGUAUGGUAUUGAUGAAGCAGAGCUUGAAAAACGACGAAGGUGGACCAGUGAUGCUCGUACUCAGGUGGGCAAUGUGAAGAAGUCAGUGGUAGCUGGAAAGGAGUCAAAUGGCAUGAGCUCAUCUAAUUUUGAUGGGAUGCGACGAGAACUGAUGAGGAUGCCAGAUUCUCAUCAGACUGGCAGAAAUGAUCCAUACACUGCUCAAGAUAAUGACGAUUUCAUAUCAUCAGAAUCUGAUAGACAGUUACUCCUCAUAAAGCAACAAGAUGAUGAGCUGGAUGUGCUUAGUGCUAGCAUUGAAAGAAUUGGAGAUGUCGGGCUCACUAUUCAUGACGAACUUAUUGGACAGGAAAGGAUCAUAAGUGAUCUGGGUUCAGAGCUGGACAAUACAUCUAAUCGUCUUGAUUUUGUUCAGAAAAAGGUCGCUAUGGUAAUGAAGAAGGCAAGUGCCAAGGGGCAGAUUAUGAUGAUUUGCUUUCUUCUAGUUUUGUUUAUCGUUUUAUUUUCCCUAGUUUUCUUGACUUAAUUAAGAGAGGCAAACUGCGGGUGAAGUUUACAGUUUUAGUUAGAAUACGUUGGAUUUGUGUUCAAUGUAAGUUGACCAGUUAUGUACUCUGGUAUAUGAUACAGAUUGUAUUUACUCAUAUUGACUAUAAAGGUUUAUGCUAUGCCUAUGGUUCCAGCAUCUCAUA
Molecule: messenger RNA, 1108 nt
Organism: Ipomoea nil (Japanese morning glory)
Lineage: Eukaryota; Viridiplantae; Streptophyta; Magnoliopsida; Solanales; Convolvulaceae
Product: syntaxin-61
Exons: 8
Coding region: 199-942 (247 amino acids)
Biological process (GO): Golgi vesicle transport; intracellular protein transport; vesicle fusion
Cellular component (GO): membrane; endomembrane system; SNARE complex
Molecular function (GO): SNAP receptor activity; SNARE binding
Source: RefSeq, a predicted model, not a curated record